AUGGCCGGAACUCGCUUCCCGCCGUCAUCGAAGGAAGCUCCGCUCCCAGAAUAUUACCUCGACCUAUGUGACGAAGACAUAGCACGAGGCAUUCGCAACUUUGACGACGACGGGAACUUCGAGCAGUUCGAUCGCGAAGUUCGAAACCCGCAUAGCAGGAUCUUCCUCGUCGAUUUCGGCGACCAUGAAGCAUGGUGUGGGUUUGACCUGGAGGCCACUUCGAUUACUAGACUUCUGAACGCGCCUCGACCGCCUGUUCUCAAUACUAGGUGGAUCAACAUUUGGCUGCCGUACGAUCAGAAAGAAGUGCUUCAUGCUCUAGCUAAGCACUACGAUUUCUCCCCGCGUCUGCUAGCUUUGAUGUGCUCAGAUCCGAUUCAGCCCAAGUCAAAGCCGCUGAGCUCCCGAAAGAGCUCCUCGAGUCUAUGGUCUCGCAAGUCGCAUCGUCGCGGGGGAUCGCAGAAGUCGUCAAAGCAGGAGUCACUGGACUCAGAGGAGAGCAUUGGAAUGUCCGAGAUGAUGCAGUCGACACAGAUGGAUCUAGUUCGCGAUAUGAGCCAUUAUCACAUCGUGAAUGAGGUUUGGCAUUGGUCGUCUGUCGAUUGGGGAAGGCGAUUCGUGUGUUUGGGAUACAACUCUCUUCACAACGUUCGGACGAAUCCCACCGAUCGAGUCGAAGAUCCGGAUAGGAGCCACGACGUCCCUCAUGGGAAGAGAGUAUGGAAUUGGUUGGUCCUUUGUGAAGAUAAGACAGUUAUUUCGAUAGCCGAGGACCCUUUCCCGUUCAGUAAUGGCAACCUUCGAGCGCACGAGCUAAGAACCCUGUUCGCUAUACGACGUAACCUCAUCAACGUAUUCAGACAACUAUCGAAAUCCGAAUGCGCCUCUCGAGACAGCUCCAUUAUCACAUUGCCAAUAAGAAAGCGUAUUGGAGACAGCGAGGAAGAGACUGCUCACAGGCCAACCGACUCCCCCGGGCUGCUGUUCUACUAUCUCUUUGAGGACUGGUACACAACGUACAGUCUAGUAGCUCGGAAGGAGCACCAAUAUGCUGCUGAGCUAGAUAAGCUGCGCCAGGACAUGCUGGUGAAGGCGGAGCUGAGCCACGUCGACCGACUGCACCACAUCGGAAGGCAACUCGCAGUUCUUAAGCGCGUGUACGAAAGCUACGAGCUGAUCAUCGAACGGGUCCUCAAACAGCCAGAGCCAACUCUUGCGUCGUUGAAGAACUCGCAUAUAGUAUCGGGUGCUGACUCUCUUGCUUCAUCGAUACCACAUUUCUCGUCCGCCAAUCAGAUCGCUGAAGCCGACAGUCUACUAGGUGUAUCGUUGAGCUCGGCCGCGAGAGUGAGAUUCGAGAGGCUGCGAGAUCGGAUCAAGCUGUACGCUCUGAGUGAAAUACGUGAAUGCUUAGAUCAGAAGGACUCUUUGGUCAUGAUGAAUUUCAAUCUCAUCGCCAUUAAAGAAUCCUUUGCCGUCGAAAGACUCACCAGAACCACCCUUCUCUUAGCUAAAGUCACCAUCCUGUUCAUCCCAAUUAGCCUGCUGACCGCAUACUUCUCGACGGAGCUUGAGGGUGUUGCCUUCUCGUUGAAAAGUUACUGGGUGUCGUUCGCUGUUACCCUGGCGCUCUCAGCCGUCGCUCUCAUGAUAUUCAGCUUUGCAAGCGGGACAACAGAGGGAAAGCUGGUAUAUCGACCGCUGACUCGGAUUUUCUUCGACAUGUCCAAGAGCUUCCUAAUUCACAGGAGGAGGAAACAGCUGUGA
Mytilinidion resinicola is the source of this 1767-nucleotide messenger RNA. RefSeq lists its product as uncharacterized. The record is from RefSeq and is a predicted model, not a curated record. The transcript has 5 exons. Gene Ontology annotation, molecular function: magnesium ion transmembrane transporter activity; cobalt ion transmembrane transporter activity; magnesium ion binding. The coding region runs from base 1 to 1767 and encodes 588 amino acids. Lineage: Eukaryota; Fungi; Ascomycota; Dothideomycetes; Mytilinidiales; Mytilinidiaceae.